CCCCCCCACAUGCACAGUGGUGCCGCCGACCACACUCGCCGGGGCCGCCGCUGCCCGCUGGCGAUACGCUGCGACUCCAGCAUCGGUGCUGAUUCGACAGCUGCUCCUCUCUCCCGGUACGCCCCUGCUCCCACCACACCGAGGUCCGAGGAGAGCUAUUGGUUGCGGCCACCGGAGACGAGACGAGGCGCCGACCAUUGUCGCCGGGGCCGCCGGCGGCGAUCCGCUGCGGUUCCCGCAUCGGAGCUGAUCGAUCGCUGCCCCUCUCUCCCGGCAAAUGUGAUCUUCAACCAAACAGCAUAAGCCCGUGCUUGCCUGACAGGGCAAUAUUGAAAAGUUCUCAGGCCAUCCCCAGGCAACUUCUCCAGGAUCCCAAUGAAAUGCCCCUAAAACUAAAUCUGUGAACUAUUUUUUUUUCUUUUGGAGAGGAUAGUUAUUUCUCUUGCUGAUUACUACAUGUGUUGUGUUGUGCCCCUGAGUUGGUAGCUGGAGAUGGAGCUGCUGCUUCCAUUUAAGAUUGGCGAUCUCGCAGAGUACAAGUGCUUCCAAGCCGGUUACAGGGGUGCAUGGUUUCGCUGCAAGGUACAUAAUAUGCGUGUCAACGAGUCUGCUGGAUACCUGGAGUAUUACUUGGAUUAUAUUGACUAUACAAGUGAAGAUAAGGAAUGGGUCCAGGUCUUUGAAAAGAACCCAACAAGCUCCAAAAAAAAUUCAAAAGAGAGUAUUCAACUCAUGAUAAGGCCUUCUUUUCCUCAAUGGUGUUAUGGACAUGAAGUUCCUGAGCAGUUCCCAAAUAGUGUUGUCACAGCAAUUGUUGAUGAAGCUUGGAAAGUAGGUGAUCUAGUUGAUUGGUUGAAUGAAGGUUGUUACUGGUCUGGGAAAAUUACUAAGUUACUCGAUGAAGAUAGGGUGGAGGUGAAGCUGCUGGCACCUCCCAUAGGUGAAGGCAAGCGUUAUCCUGCUAAUCGUAAUGACCUGAGGCCUACUCUUGAGUGGUCCUUAAUAAAUGGUUGGACGGUACCUCUUUCACAGGCAAAUAAAAAAAGUUGGCAUGUUGCUCAUCUACUUCGACAUUCUAAAUCUGAAUCAGAGAAGAGCACCUCAUAUGAAGAGUUGUUGUCAGAUGAUGAAUAUGGUGAUAACAGCGGAGGUGUGCAGCUAUCAAGAUGCACAGCUUCGAGUACAUCCCAGGGAGGUCCUGUUGCCCUGGCACCUCCAUCAGCCAGAGACAGUGCUUCCAGCCCAAAGGCUCAAAAGGAUGGUAAUCUCCCUUCCGCAGAGAACCUGAAGCCAAACUCACCAGACCCCAGCCAUGGCACUCAAUCUGCUGCAAUCAGCAGGCAACCUUAUGGUAUCUGAGCAACUGGCAACCAAGAACUGGGUACGGGAAUCUCAAGCAAGCAAGCAAGAGCAGAACUGGUCCCUGGUAGAAGCUGAGGCUGAUGGUAAUGGUCAAGAUGAGUUUCUGGAGAAGCUAGACACGCUUGAAGCCAAACUCAAUCACCACAUUCAGCACACACAUAUGGAACAGAAACCCUGAGCCGAAGGAUGAUGCGUGAGGCAAGUGAAGUGGCUUUGAAGGUGCAUCUUCACCCGGGAUCAUCGAGUGUGACUGCCUAUUGUUGCUGAAUGUUGAUAAAUACCAUGGAUAUAGAAUGUGGUGCUGAAUGUUGUUGUGAGCUGAUUGUGGGGAAUUGUUUGUUGUAGAAGCAGGAUACGGUAAUCCUGCUUAUAGUUGCUGUUAAGCCAUGAAUGGUUGAUGAACUUGUAAAUACUUCAUUUUGCAGAAGCCGAGGGAAAUGCAUUGGUGAGAACAUCAUUUCUGAUAUGUAGUGAUUGAGUUUUCUGACAUCUUAUUAACCAUC
Panicum virgatum (switchgrass) is the source of this 1865-nucleotide messenger RNA. RefSeq lists its product as uncharacterized. The record is from RefSeq and is a predicted model, not a curated record. Lineage: Eukaryota; Viridiplantae; Streptophyta; Magnoliopsida; Poales; Poaceae. Bases 493 to 1359 code for a protein of 288 amino acids. The transcript is spliced from 7 exons.